Cyclopterus lumpus (lumpfish) is the source of this 2670-nucleotide messenger RNA. RefSeq names its product neural cell adhesion molecule 1a (gene ncam1a). Gene Ontology annotation, cellular component: neuron projection; membrane. The transcript has 20 exons. The record is from RefSeq and is a predicted model, not a curated record. Bases 125 to 2647 code for a protein of 840 amino acids. NCBI's taxonomy places the organism in Eukaryota, Metazoa, Chordata, Actinopteri, Perciformes, Cyclopteridae. Gene Ontology annotation, molecular function: protein binding. Gene Ontology annotation, biological process: cell adhesion.
CCGUCCGGUAGCAGUCGUCCCUGGAACGGCUCUCGCGCUCUUCUUUCCCUCCCAGGCAGAGACACCCCGGCUUGUUUUUAAAAGUGCGCCUGCUCUUCAAGGAGAAUAUCUGUGACACAUUACAAUGCUUCAAAUACGGGACCUCAUCUGGGGAUUGCUCUUCGCUGUCUGUGCAGCUGCCAUCCAGGUGCAAAUCACUCCAUCUCAAGGAGAGAUCAGCGUGGGAGAGUCCAAGUUCUUCCUCUGCGAAGUGGUUGGAGAUGCUAAAGACAUCGACUGGUACGCCCCCAGCGGGGAGAAGAUCCUCCCCAACAGGCCGGACAUCUUCGUGAGCCGCAGCGACGAGACCAUGUCCAGCCUCACCAUCUACCACGCCACCGUGGACAGCGCCGGCAUCUACAAGUGCGUGGCGAAGAACGGCGACAAGGAAGCCCAGGCCACGGUCCAAGUGAAGAUCUUCCAAAAGAUCACCUUCGAGAGCGCUCCCACCCCACAGGAGUUCAACGAAGGCGACGAUGCCGACAUCGUCUGCGACGUGGUCAGCUCGCCGCCGCCCACCAUCAUUUGGAAGCACAGAGGCUCCAGGAUCCAGGUCGCCAAAGACGUGCGAUACAAGAUCAUGGAUAAUGGCCACCUGCAGAUCCGCGGCAUUAAGAAGAUAGAUGAGGGCAUGUACAACUGUGAGGCUCGCAUCAUGGCCAGGGGAGAGAUUGACUUCAGGAUGAUCAAGGUCGUUGUUAACGUGCUGCCCACCAUCCGCGCCAGGCUGUCGGAGGUCAACGCCACGGCGGACACGGACCGCUCCGCUCUGCUGGCCUGCGACGCGGACGGCUUCCCCGAGCCCACCGUCACCUGGGCCCAUAACAACGUUGUCCUUGAAACGGGUGAUAAGUACACGCUCAACGAGGAUGGCUCUGAAUUGUUAAUAAAAGGUGUCAAGAAGGUGGAUGAAGGAGAUUACACUUGCAUCGCCAAGAACAAGGCAGGAGAGAAAACCGAGGAAGUGAGCCUGAACGUGUUCGUGAAACCCCGGAUCACCUAUCUGAAUAACCAGACCGCCUCAGAGUUUGCAGAGCAGGUCACCCUGACCUGUGAGGCCUUGGGCGACCCCACGCCCACCAUCUCCUGGAGUUUCCAAAACAGGGUAUUCACUGAAGGAGAGCAGAGCCUUGAUAGAAAUAUUGUGGUACGCAGCCACGCACGGGUGUCCUCGCUCACCUUGAAAAAUGUCCUGUUCACGUACGCCGGCCAGUACCUCUGCACCGCCAGCAACUCCAUUGGCCAGGACAACCAGCACAUGCACCUGGAGGUCCGCUAUGCUCCGAAAAUCCUGGGUCCAGUGACGGUGUACACGUGGGAGGGGAACGCGGCCAACAUCAGCUGCGAGGUGGAGGCUCACCCCGGAGCCUCGGUGGUUUGGUUUAGAGACGGCCUCCAGCUGCCCUCUGCCAACACCACCAACAUGAAGAUCUACAGCACGCCAACCAUCAGCUACCUGGAGAUUACCCCAGAUUCUCAGAAUGACUUUGGGAGCUACAACUGCACAGCAACCAAUGUGAUGGGCUCUGAGUCCAAGGAAUUCCUUCUGAUCCAAGCAGAGGUGCCAUCAUCGCCAGAAAUCGAACUAGUGGAGCCUUUCUCCAGCACAGCAGUGGUGACGUUCGAAGAACCCGACUCCAUGGGUGGAGUUCCCAUCAUCAAGUACAGAGUGGAAUGGCGUUUGCCGGGCCAGGAUUGGACCGGCAAAGAGCACGAUGCUAGCGACGCCGCCUACCUGACCGCGAUCACCAUCGUCGGCCUGAAGCCCGAGACUACCUACGAGGUCAAGAUGUCGGCCAUCAACGGCAAGGGCGAAGGCGAGAGCGGCCAGGCCAGCACUUUCAAGACCGAGCCCGUCCAAGGGGAACCCAGUGCCCCCAAACUACAAGUCAAGGUCCAAGAGAGGGGUAAUACUCUUAAGGUCAACUGGAUCAAGCAGGACGAUGGCGGCUCCCCAAUCAAACACUACCUGGUCCGAUACAAGGCUCACGUGUCCGACUGGAAACCAGAGAUGCGCAUUCCCCACAACAGUGAAUACGUGAUGCUGAGCGGCCUGGACUGGAAUACAGAGUACGAGGUGCACGUGGUGGCGGAGAAUCAGCAGGGCAAGUCGGAGCCCGGCGUCAUCUCCUACAGAACCGCUACAGACCCCACUACCGUCCCAGAUGCCGUGGAAGGUGGCUCAGGCUUGGGCACCGGAGCGAUCGUGGGCAUCCUCAUUGUUGUCUUCUUCCUGCUGUUGGUGGGCGUGGAUGUCACCUGCUACUUCCUCAACAAGUGUGGACUCCUCAUGUGCAUCGCUGUGAACUUCUGUGGGAAGGCCGGACCGGGUGCUAAGAGCAAGGACCUUGAGGAGGGCCAGGCUGCAUUCACGAAAGAUGAGUCUAAGGAGCCGAUUGUUGAGGUGAGAACGGAGGAAGAACCAACCCCGAACCAAGGAGGGGGUCCCACUGAGCCCAACGAGACCACGCCCUUGACAGGACCUGAUGGCAAGACUGCGAAGGAUGGGAGCACGAAAGGCGAGACGGAGGUGAAGAACGCCGCGGCCGAGGUGAAGACGGUUCCCAACGAGGCGCCCCAGACCAACGGCAACGAGAGUAAAGCGUAAUCUCCUCGCCCGAGAGCAGCGGA